ACCACGAUGCUACCAAUUCGAUGCUCUCUGAUUUUUGCUCUCGCGUCCGUCGCGACCGCCACCUUUUUCGGCUUCGGCACAACGACCCCCAAGCCAAGCGAUUCGCGGCAAUUCGACGUUUAUUGGAACGUACCCAGUUUCCUGUGCCACAAGUACAACGUGACAUUCGAGAAUCUCAAGGAUUUUGGAAUUCGUCAAAAUGCAAUGGACAAAUUUCGUGGUGAACAGAUCGCAAUUCUUUAUGAUCCCGGAAUGUUCCCGGCGUUACUGACCGAUCGGGCUGGUGUCGUGACAAAGAGGAACGGCGGUGUCCCUCAGGAGGGCGAUCUAACAAAACAUCUCGAGGUAUUCCGGAAGGAUUUGAUCAAGCAAAUCCCCGACGGGUCAUUCAGCGGCAUCGGCAUAAUAGACUUUGAAAGUUGGCGGCCGAUCUUUCGGCAAAAUUGGGCCUCCCUCGAGCCUUACAAAACCGUAUCCAUAAAACUGGAACAUAAGAAACAUCCGAAUUGGAGUGACGCGGCCAUUAAGAAGGAGGCGAAGCGUCGUUUCGAGAAGCACGGGAGGAUAUUCAUGGAGGAGACCCUGAAGGCGGCGAGGAAGCUUCGGCCUAGGGCCGCAUGGGGCUAUUACGGCUAUCCGCAUUGCUUCAAUCAGACUCCUGGCCAACGCACCGCGCACUGCAAUCGCCAGGCCAUGGUGGAGAACGACGAAAUGUCUUGGCUUUUCACGCUCGAGGACGCACACUUGCCUUCCGUGUACUUGAGGCAGGAGAUUAGGGAGGAGGAUCGGAUGGGUUUCGUGAAGGGUAGGGUGUCGGAGGCGCUACGUAUGGCGGCGAAAAGUCCCAGCAAACAGCAAACUCUUCCCUAUUAUUGGUUCAAGUAUCAGGACCGCAGAGAGUAUUUCCUAAGCGAGAAAGACACGGAGAACGCGUUCAACACGAUCUUCAAUCUCGGCGCCGACGGUCUGAUCAUUUGGGGUAGUUCCGAGGACACGGACACGGAACAAAAGUGCAAGGAUCUGCUGCGAUACGUGAAAGAGACUCUGGCGCCGAUAAUAAAACGGCUCAAAGUGAUGACGGGAUAACGCGAAGUUUCCAUUAAAAAGAAACCGGGACCGCCCUUCGAAAUUCAUCGCGUUUCCAUCUUUUAUUUAUUUGAUUGUUGACUUGUGACUUGAUUUCUUCGACGUUCGGUUAUACCUCGAGCGUCCUUACGCAAGAUACGUCUGUAAAUUUAAAAAGCUAUAGAAAAUUAUAGAUGAAUAUCGAGGGGACCAAAAGUUAAAAUCACGAGAGGGAAGGUGAGGGAAGGAGAGGGAGGUAGGAUCAGGCCGGCGGCUUGCAGCUGCCAGGCCUCGAAUUCUUGCGGACCGACGGCAGCGUUAGUGAUCUCGUUAACAUCGGCGAGGGCGCGCGUCGUGACGUUCGGCUCCCCGUCAUCCCCGUUCGAGAGUCCUCUUCAUCGGCACUUUCGCGCCGCACGCCGCAUGUCCGAGAUCGGCGA
Molecule: messenger RNA, 1505 nt
Organism: Pogonomyrmex barbatus (red harvester ant)
Lineage: Eukaryota; Metazoa; Arthropoda; Insecta; Hymenoptera; Formicidae
Product: hyaluronidase
Biological process (GO): defense response; hyaluronan catabolic process; carbohydrate metabolic process
Molecular function (GO): hyalurononglucosaminidase activity
Source: RefSeq, a predicted model, not a curated record